This is a messenger RNA of Vigna unguiculata (cowpea), 2681 nucleotides long. RefSeq names its product protein KINASE OF THE OUTER CHLOROPLAST MEMBRANE 1-like. Gene Ontology annotation, molecular function: protein kinase activity; ATP binding. Gene Ontology annotation, biological process: protein phosphorylation. NCBI's taxonomy places the organism in Eukaryota, Viridiplantae, Streptophyta, Magnoliopsida, Fabales, Fabaceae. The record is from RefSeq and is a predicted model, not a curated record.
UGAUGCUAAGCAGAGAGAUUAAGAGUGAAAUUUUUUAUAACUACAGGAUCAAAACAAUGAUUAAACUUUUUUCUUUUUCUCCGUUCUGGUGUUGGAAACUUCGGAAUUAGUGGCGCUCCUUUAUCUCCAUCUGAUCUGUUUUUUCUUGUAUCUCAACUUGUUAUCACUUUGUAGUUUUGAAGCUGCAGUUUUGAUAUGUUAUUAAACUGUUCAAUCGAUCAUAGGUUUCCCGGUUCAUUUCGGGUGUCAUGUUGUAAUAUGUAAUUUAUGGAUGACAACAAUCUAUGAAUCUGUUAUAGCUGUCAAAUAAUUACGUAUAUUUUCAAUUCUUGUUAUGUUUCUUCUGUAUCCUAGGGGCACUUGAUUAAGGCCAAAAUAAAUAGAGAAGGAAAAGUAACCGUUCCACCACAUUUUCAUUUAUGUUCAAAUGUUCAGGAAUGUCUAAAGAAGUUAUUGAUGCUACUUCAGCUGCCCCUUUUGACUUUGAGAUCUUGGAUAGUGAUUCUUACAUUGUUAGAUCUGUUAGAGCCUCAUCCAAUCGUGCAAAUCCAUGGAUUGAACCUGAAAGGCUGAAACUUAGACACAGAAUUGGUAGAGGCGUCUUUGGUGAUGUUUGGUUAGCAACUCAUCAUCAGUCAACUGAAGAUUAUGAUGAGUGUCAUGAAGUUGCUGCUAAGAUGUUACAUGCAAUUGGAGAGGACCACAUGAAGACUGUAAUAGAGAAGUUCAAUGAAUUGUAUUUUAAGUGCCAAGGAGUUGCUAGCAUGUCCUGGCUGCAUGGAAUUUCAAUCUUAGAUGGAAGGAUUUGCAUUAUUAUGAAUUUGUACGCGGGUUCAAUUGGUGACAAUAUUGCAGCACUCAAAGAAGGAGGGAUUUCAUUGCAUGAUGCUUUAAGGUAUGGAGUCAAUCUUGCUCAAGCUGUUCUGGAACUUCACUCUCUAGGGAUCCUCAUUCUUAAUCUUAAACCAUUCAAUGUUGUUCUCAAUGAGAACGAUCAAGCAAUUUUGGGAGAUUUUGGAAUUCCUAGUCUUUUGCUUGAGUCCUCAUUCUUAAGCACAUAUAUGGAUAAGAGGCUUGGAACACCAAAUUACAUGGCUCCAGAGCAAUGGGAACCUGAGGUGAGAGGUCCUAUAUCGUUUGAAACGGAUUCUUGGGGAUUUGGUUGUACCAUUGUCGAAAUGUUGACUGGUAAUCAACCUUGGUAUGGAUGUCCUGUUUCCAGAAUAUACCAGUCAGUUGUUGAAAAUCAUGAAAAACCAAAUAUUCCCAGUGGCCUUCCUCCUUCAGUUGAGAAUAUCCUCAGUGGAUGCUUUGAGUAUGAUUUGAGGAAUCGCCCUUUAAUGGUGGAUAUUCUGAGUGUCUUUCAAAGAGCUCUGAAUGAAUUGGCCAAUGAUGGAGAAUGGAGAUAUAUGGGAAAUGUGAAAGUUAAUCCAAAAUCAGAUAGCAGUGGCUACACAAAGUGGUUCCUCUCAAAGGAUCAUCUUCAGGUAGGUGACAUGGUCCGAACCAGAAAGCUUCCCAAUUCAUGCAGACCUCAAAACAUGGACAUCCCAGAAGGAGCUGUUGUUAGUUUAGAGUCUAACACAGAUCACAGGUUCGCUAUUGUGAGGGUCCAUGGCUAUGACGACCCUAUCAGAGUUCAUGCAUCAUCGCUUGAACGUGUCACAUCUGGUUUGGUAGCUGGUGAUUGGGUAUGUUUGAGGGAACAAAACGAGAAGCACUCACAUGUGGGCAUUCUACACGCCAUCAACCGUGAUAGUAGUGUAUCUGUUGGAUUUCUUGGGCUGCACGCUCUGUGGGACGGAAACUCUUCUGAACUAAAAAAGGUGGAACCUUUCUGUGUUGGCCAGUUUGUCAGACUCAAAGACAGCGUUUCAUGUCCUCGAUUUGAGUGGCGUCGCAAAAGGGGUGGCGCCUGGGCUGCCGGCAGGAUCUCAUGGAUUCUUCCGAAUGGAGGUUUGGUUGUGAAAUUCCCAGGGAUGCUUGAUUUUGGCAAUGAAGCAAACACCUACAUGGCGGAUCCCUCUGAGGUUGAAGUGGUUGAGUUCAGGACUUGUCCUGGGAUCAUAGAAAAGUAUGAACAUUUAGAGGAUCAUCACUGGGCAAUUAGACCAGUUCUAGUUGCAUUUGGUCUAUUCACUGCUUUGAAAUUUGGCAUACUUGUUGGGAAGAAAGUGAGGAGGAACAACAAGGUCAAUGCAGUAGAAAUUGAAAGUCACUAUCUUGGUGGUCAAAAUCAGAAUGCCAAUUCUGCUACUACAACUUCUACUACCACCACAAUGAGAUCUUCAAAUGCUGCGAAACAAGGCAAUGCAGCAUGGCUUCCUUUAGUUCCUAAUGUAAUGUUUAAGGAAGCUGGUAACUCAUCCAACAGUAGGUAGUUUUUGUUUAUGUUUUCUUAAUCAAAACAACUACUUAAUAAUAUUAUGAAAUGGUAGGUACUAAGUGUACAUGAGUGUCAUCAGGUCUGACUCAGAAUCUUCACAUUUUGUACAUAUCCUGCAAGGAUUACCUCUGUACAUAGCCUCCAUCAAUGCUAUAUCAAAAUGAACACAUAUUUAUCUUUAUGGUUCCUGAAUUUUAAAGAAUAAUGGUGGGGUAGGAGGGAAAUGUAAUAAGUAAAAUACAUGUAUGUGUAGAUACUUGAACUAUAGAUUGAUAUCAGCUCUGGAGUUUUUUUU